GACAUGCACAUGUACAAGAAGAUGUAUGAUUACUCAUCAUAUUGAGUGAUAUGAUUAUUACGAGUUAUUAACAAAUGCUCCUCCCUUGACCAUGAUAUGCUAAUGAGCACAGGAUAAUAACUCCAGUCUGAGUUUACAGCUCAGUGGCAAAGAGAUCAAGAGCUCCUGUCAAACAGAUGCAUGAACCAAACAGGUCUGAUGUUGUUUUUGAGGAAAAACAUCUCUGUAACGAAUCAGCAAAUUUAUCUGACAUGAGAGCAGUCACCACCACGUAUUUACUGUGUGUUUUUGUUGGCUCUUUAUCAGUUCUUAUCAUGUGUGGAAAUCUUCUGUUAAUAACCUCCAUUGUUUACUUCAAACAGCUUCAUACUCCGACAAACUAUCUCAUCCUCUCUCUCGCUGUAGCUGACCUGCUUGUUGGUGUUUUCAUUUUGCCAUUUAGCACAAUACUAUCUGUAAGCUCUUGUUUUUAUCUUCAAGAGUUACUUUGUAAGUUACGAGGCAGUUUUGAUAUGUUUCUGUGCACAUCUUCUAUUUUGAACUUGUGUUUUAUUUCUGUUGACAGAUACUACGCUGUGUGUCAGCCCCUGAGGUACAAAGCUAAGAUAAAUGUCCGUGUUAUUAUGAUCAUGAUCCUGGUGAGCUGGACUGUUCCUGCUCUAAAUGUAAUUAGCAUCAUAAUUUUGGGAGUGGACCAAGAACAAACCAACAGAGGGUGUGUUUUAUUUCAAAAUGCAAGUCUAAAUUUAGCAUUUAGUGGAACCAUCCUGGCAUUUUACCUCCCAGCUCUCAUUAUGUCCAUGAUUUACCUAAAGAUUUUGAUGGUGGCACAGAGACAGGCACGCAGCAUUCAGAACAAUAUCUCUCUUGGCAUAAAGCCUGGAGCAACUGUCAGUAAGAUGGAGAGAAAGGCCACCAAAACUCUGGCUAUUGUAAUGGGAAUUUUUCUCAUCUGUUGGACUCCUUGCUUUCUUUGUUUGACUUUUAACCCUUUGAGUGGCUACACAAUACCAGUUGCUGUGAUUGCAGCUUUUAAAUGGCUUGGAUGGUCAAAUUCAAUGCUCAAUCCAUUUGUUUAUGCCUUCUUCUACAGCUGGUUUCGAUCAGCUUUUAGAAUGAUUAUUUCUGGGAAAAUAUUUCAAGGUGAUUUUACUAACUGUAAGCUCUUUUGACUCAUUAUUUACAGUUCUGUUAUGUUGGUAAAGUUAUCUGUGGUUUGGCACUAAAGAUUUUCAUCCUUUCUGCUGCAAGAGAUAAAAAUGUCACUGUACUAUUCAUAAAGUACCUGUAUACAUCUUAAUGCACAUAGUAAACAGUGUCUAUGGUAAGCUCAACGUGAAUGUCUGUAAAUAAAAGUAUGAAUAAUAUGUAUCGUUGGCACUUUUUUUUGCCUGUAUUCAGUUUGUACCUGCAUGUUGAAUACAUGAGUAUUCAUCAUCUGUUUUUAUAUACAAAGCUUUAGGAACAAAUGAAUGUUAUUAAUAAUUAUCCUACAGCAGUUUUUAUCAUUUUGUUUUGGCUCAAGAAGUAAAUAAAUCAAUAGCUGGAAGUUUCAUCAUUCUAAAUGACAUUAAAUAAAGAGUAACUGCAACAUACUAAAUAAGACUUGUUCAUUUACAAUACAAUCAGUAAUUUUAGCAGCAGAACACCAUGAAUUACAUUACACUAAGGAUGGGUGGCUGUAUAAGAUCCCUUUAACACACUGAGAUAACAAAAAUAUGGACAUAUACUUUAUCAUCCUUUAUUGUGCAAAAAUUAUUCG
Scatophagus argus is the source of this 1762-nucleotide messenger RNA. RefSeq names its product trace amine-associated receptor 1-like. The coding region runs from base 177 to 1172 and encodes 331 amino acids. The record is from RefSeq and is a predicted model, not a curated record. Gene Ontology annotation, molecular function: trace-amine receptor activity. The transcript has 2 exons. NCBI's taxonomy places the organism in Eukaryota, Metazoa, Chordata, Actinopteri, Scatophagidae. Gene Ontology annotation, cellular component: membrane. Gene Ontology annotation, biological process: adenylate cyclase-activating adrenergic receptor signaling pathway.